CUGUGGAGCUGUCACAGCCGCCAGCCGGUCGCGAGGUCGCGACCAAACCAAAACGAAAAGCGAUGGCACCCAAAACACGUCGUCUGCUUCUGUCAAAUCUUAUUUUGGAGAAAUUUAGCAAAACAGAACAAGGAUUUGGACUGGCAUAUGGACUGAUUCACGACGACCAGUACUUUGUUUUGGGCUUCAUUCUCUCCGAUGAAUCGUCUAACGUGAAAAAUCUUCUACAAUCAGACGGAAACGACCUCUCUUUAACCUCCGACCUGCUCAAAUGUUGGGCCGCAAAUCAAACCACCCUUCCAGGUGGUGUCCACAUUAUUGGCAACGUUUCUAUUCCUAACGAAGAUGCUUUUUUGGUGGAUGUUGUUGAAGCUGCAAUCCCUGACAUAAUAUCUGAGGAGGUUUACCACUGUCCAGAAACGCAGUCGCCGUUGUCUCUCGUCUACAAAGAUGGAACCAUUCGAGCGAGCAUGGUCGACGACUUCAUGCAGAAAGAAGAGCUUGAAUACGAAAUCGUUCCGGUCGAGGAUAUUUUAGAAAAUUUCAUGCUGGUUCACUUGAAGGGUCAGAUUGUCAUCAACGUCGAGAACAGCUCGGAAUCAAUUGUGGAGGAAAUGCAAGAGCAAAUUGCCCGAUCGUUGACAGAGGUUUUCACCUUCAACUUUCAAUCAAAGGUGUUUUUGAACGGCACCGAGGAAAUUUGUGGAGCGGACGGAAGCAAGAAAGUUGACUUUUUACUUUUUCGAGAUGAGAGUGGAAAGAAAAAGAAGGGACGGACAGGAGCAGAAAUGGAAGUGAUCAGUGCUGAGCUUUUGUCAAAACCUGUCAAGACAAAGACCACUGCCGAAGGAAAUGACCUCUCUAAAUGCGCUCCGAUUGUCCAACACAAGAAAGGAGACAUUGAAUUUUUGAGGAUUCCAUUUGUGGUUGAUGGCCUCUGCUACGUCCACAAGGAUACUAAAAUUGGAGAUUUGUAUCCGAUCCUCCAGACUUGCGUCUCUCGGCAGCUUCUUUUGACAAACACUUGUCUCUUGAGCGAGUUGAGGAAAACCGACUCCGCCAGUACCCCUGUUUCCAUGCAUUUUCUUUCUCCUCAAAAUGGACACUUUUUAACGUUGGUCUUGCCUAAGAAGCUUGAUGACUCUGCCCAAGAGUCCAAGCGCCAAAAUCUGCAUGAAGCCUUCAGUCUGGAUAAAGACCGUCCUGUAUUCCGCAAAGGUUGUCAAGUUUUGAUCAAAGAUGAUAUGAAAGAAAAUAGUUUGCUCAUCAACCCUCACGUUGGAUUGUCACCAGGAAUUAAAGAUGCUGAGGUGGCUGUUGUGUACGGUCGAUAUGCGUAUCACCACUACAUGCAGGACAACUUUGAUGACAAUGGUUGGGGUUGCGCCUACCGCUCUCUGCAAACUUUGGUCUCGUGGUUCCGCCUGCAAGGCUACACCGACAAGCCCGUUCCGAGCCACAUAGCCAUCCAGCAGUGCCUGGUCGACAUCGGUGACAAACCGGCAAACUUCGUCGGUUCAAAACAGUGGAUCGGAUCGACUGAAGUCAGUUUCUGCAUGGAGACCCUGUUGGGAGUUACAUGUCGCAUCAUGUCCGUCAGCUCGAGUGAAGAAAUGUGCAGCAGAGUCGAUGAGCUGCUCAGGCACUUUAAGACCCAAGGAACGCCUAUCAUGAUUGGCGGUGGAGUUUUGGCGCACACAAUUCUCGGAGUGGCUUGGAACCCAGAUUCAGACGACCUGCGCUUCCUUAUCCUUGACCCUCACUACACCCAAGGCGAAGACCUGACUGUCAUUCAGACAAAAGGAUGGUGUGGCUGGAAGGGUCCGGAUUUUUGGACGAAGACUGCUUUUUACAAUUUGUGCAUGCCUCAGAGACCUAUUUGCCUGUAGAACAAGAGGAGCUGGCGUGUCAAAUCUCAAUUGGGUUUUAUUCGAAAUGUUUAAUUUAUAUCAUGUAUGAUUUAUAUGAUUAUUUGUUGUGGUAAAAACUGAAUAAAACUUUUAUACACAUGCAAAAUAAAAUUCUUAGCAUUUUUCAA
Molecule: messenger RNA, 2038 nt
Organism: Neocloeon triangulifer
Lineage: Eukaryota; Metazoa; Arthropoda; Insecta; Ephemeroptera; Baetidae
Gene: Ufsp2
Product: ufm1-specific protease 2
Exons: 8
Coding region: 63-1889 (608 amino acids)
Source: RefSeq, a predicted model, not a curated record